Molecule: messenger RNA, 1329 nt
Organism: Saxophila tyrrhenica
Lineage: Eukaryota; Fungi; Ascomycota; Dothideomycetes; Mycosphaerellales; Extremaceae
Exons: 1
Coding region: 1-1329 (442 amino acids)
Biological process (GO): fluoride transmembrane transport
Cellular component (GO): plasma membrane
Molecular function (GO): fluoride transmembrane transporter activity
Source: RefSeq, a predicted model, not a curated record
AUGGGGACAGAACGCCAGGAGACAGAAGGAUUGGACGAACUCGUCGCACCAGCCCCAGAUGAAAAUCCACAGGAGAACGAAUACUAUCGUCACGAUAGCUUAGAAUCCGAACGCAGGACUCAAGAUAUCGAAAACCGUGUCGCCAGCAUUGACGAGAACGCAAGACCAGCCUCCAAAGCGCCUUCCUUCGAAAAGAGAUUCCUUGCCAAAUUCUACACAGUGUCCUACCUCAUCUUCUUCUCGAUCCUAGGAACGCUCGCCCGCCUCGGUCUCGUUGCAUUGACGGCAUAUCCUGGCGGCCCGAACGCUAACCCGAUCCUUUGGGCGAACGUCGGUGGUAGUCUGAUCAUUGGAUUCCUGCGAGAAGACCGGUUGCUGUUUCGGAACCAUUGGAAGCAAGCCACGCAGGAUGCGCGAGAUGGAGCGCAGGAGGAGUCACGGCACAGCGUCGACGACCGCAAUGAAGGAGGUGAUGGUGGCGGCCGGAGCGGAAGCGACGAGAGCGAGCUGGAGAAAGUCGCGCAGCAAUCGUUCAACGAAAAGAAGACUAGGCUCCACGUCUACAUUGGGUUGGCGGUUGGUUUCUGCGGCUCCUUCACUUCGUUUGCCGAUAUCAUUCGGGACGCUUUCCUCGCCAUCUCAGAUGACUUCAGUACGGCGGAUAUCACGACACUUGAAACCACGGAUGUGAAGAGAGGCAGAUCGGACGGGUAUAGUGUGCUGGCAGUCAUCGGGAUCUUGUGGCUGCAAGUCGCCAUGAGCACGGCGUCCCUGCAGCUAGGCGCACACAUCGCCACAGGAGUUGGGAGUCUCGCGGAGAUUAUACCAGUGCUCGAGCUGAAGAUCGAGGAGGUUCUGAAUAAAGUUGUGUUGGUGCUCGGAUGCGGAUCAUGGAUCGGUGCAGUCAUGAUGGCGAUUUGGCCGCCGCAACAAGCGUGGCGCGGACAAGCGGUGUUUGCGAUUGUUUUUGCUCCCGUCGGUUGCUUGCUACGAUUCUAUCUCGCGCUGUUGCUGAACCCACGGGCCAACAGCUUUCCACUCGGGACGUUUGCGGCGAACGUCUUUGGUACGUGCGUGCUGGGUAUGGCGUGGGAUCUGCAGCACUCGCGGCUCGUCGGUGUGGUUGGAUGUCAGGUGUUGCAGGGCAUUGGAGACGGAUUUUGUGGUGCCCUGACCACUGUCAGUACCUGGGUGCUAGAGCUCAAGGCAUUGAAACUGUGGCAUUCGUAUGUAUAUGCCGCUGCUAGUAUUGGGGUGUCGUUGGCUUUCAUGGUGGUGAUUAUGGGCUCGUUUCGAUGGACGGAAGGCUUUCAAGAUCCCGUAUGUUGA